AUGGCCGUAACUGAAGCACCAACUACCCCUCCAUCUCGGCGCUCGAAAGGUGGCCAGAUUCAAUUUCUACCGCCGCUAUCCCAGCAAUUCUUGACGGAUCCCAACUUGUCCAAUUCCACCUCGGGUCCCAAGCAGGCGUCUGCAGAUGAAGAUGCUGCUAUUGGCAAAGAUACUGCGGCAGAGAAGGGAGAUGCUGGAAAGUGCCACAGCCCAUCGAAGGCAAAUCGGGUCAUACAGAAGAAGGAACCAGAGUUCUACGAAGUGGAUAUUCGCCCCUGGAGCAAGGAAGAGGUUUACGAAGGUGCUAUGUCGGCCUUCGACGACGAAGACUUUGCUAACUACAUUUCGGAUCAUUUCGAAGGCCAGAAGAGUCAAAUCCACCCUCCCCAACGAUUCGCAAUGGCCAGAGCACCGCCCAAGAAUGACCGCACCGCAAUUUCUUUGCCCUUACUUCAUGCCUUGGCAUUAGCAUUCCCACUGCAGGAACUGACGAGAAUGGGAUUCAUUAUCGCCCGGAAGAGAGGAGGAGAACUCGCCAUUUUGAUGACCGAUAGAUGCAAGGACGUUAUCUACUCUCGAACUAUGCACAGGCGCAAGGGCUACGUUCCAUGGAGGCCGCGAACAAACCGGAAGCAUGCAGUUAAUGACGAGGACCUCGUUCCUGAAACCUCGUCUCCUUUUCCAACGGACAGUGCACAACUGAUAUAUGUCAACGACAAGGCUCUUUCACCCCCACCUUCGCCCAUGAAACUCUGCAAUGACGAAGAUACCGCCCAAUUUGGCUUCAAUAAACUGGGUAAAGUAAAGUCCGAGGACGUCGAGAUGAUGGUUGAUGUGGACAAACCUGACUCAGAUGAGGACUUCCCUUUCUACGACCGUGUUUUCAAUGGAAAAGAUACGACGACGGUGGAAGAUGAUAUUCUCGCCUUGAUCUGA
Molecule: messenger RNA, 936 nt
Organism: Cyclocybe aegerita
Lineage: Eukaryota; Fungi; Basidiomycota; Agaricomycetes; Agaricales; Hemipholiotaceae
Source: the annotation of a GenBank genome assembly